This is a messenger RNA of Dacryopinax primogenitus, 971 nucleotides long. RefSeq lists its product as uncharacterized. The coding region runs from base 45 to 407 and encodes 120 amino acids. The transcript has 2 exons. Lineage: Eukaryota; Fungi; Basidiomycota; Dacrymycetes; Dacrymycetales; Dacrymycetaceae. The record is from RefSeq and is a predicted model, not a curated record.
ACGAUGUCCAAGAGUAGUUUGAAGCAGACAGGCGUCUUCUUAACAUGGUUGUUCGAGGACUUGGUCUCUGGGGAAACAUCGUGGUCCUUGCCUACAAUCCUAACGGCCAUCAACUGCUUCUUCGAAUCCCGGAAGAUGGGUACGACACUCUAUACCGCCUUCAGGACCGACGCAGCAUGGCCAGAAGACCAUCGGAGGAGUGGAACGUCCUCUCAUACUACGUCGAAGAGGGUGCCAAGGUUACUGCACCUAUGCUUGAUGCAUCUGAACCAUGUUGCCGGGUCAAUACUGACUUCAUGUCUGCGGAUGCUGCACGGCUAGCUGAUUGUGAUUCCGUAUAUGGAGUCGACAUGAAGGCGAAGCAAUCGGCUCUUGGACGACUUGGCUUCCCCAACUUGGCAACAUAACCUAGUCGAGGGAAACAUUACCAGGGAUUUCAAUAUGUUAAUUACGUAUGGACAGUCCUCCGACCCUAAUACACUCCUUUGUCGCCCGCCGAUCAAUCUUUCCGCCUCGGCUUCUGCACCGUCGCCAGAAUAUUUUCAUUUCUAUGCAAUACAUCUUGCGACUGUUCGACAGUUGUAGGUGCUUCUUCCAUUUCGUGCUGCACCAUCGACGCCACCGCCUUUCCCUUUUCUGCAUCUGGUUCGGGCACAUACCUACAUGUCAACGACGGAUGUCUACCAGGUCAAGAAAGAAUGCCUGGAGUCAGGAUAUCUCCGUGCUGAUCAAUCCAGAAUCAGCCUGGACUGCAAGCACCUAUUAAUGGAAGAUAAUUGUUCUCCUUAUACAAUGAGACAAGCAUGGAAACGCUUAGGAUUAGCGCCUGUUACAAGCCUUUCUGCCUCAAGAAUUUGAGAUUCGCUCCACGGGACGUGCUGAGGGCAUUCGCGUGAAGGAGUUUCUGGAGCUGACAGGGGAUUGUUCUGCAGGUUGCGAGUGCUACAAGGUUGGGGUUAUGAUCAUGUGGU